GUGUGUGCCCUGUUCCCCGUCCUUGCUCCGCCGCUCGCUCGCUCGCUUGCGCGUUGAUCCUCCUCCUCCUAUUUUGCGGACGCCCCGACAGUCCACCCUGCCUCCUCUUACGAAAUCCUCUCAUCACGGACCUGCUGCCACGAUCGUGCACGUCUUUCUUUGUUCUUUAUUAACCGGGAUCCUCCGCCGCCGCCGCCGCCCCCUCCUUCAGCUGUACCCAGCUCCGAGCAACUAUCCUCCUCAUCCAUACUACUGCUACUCCCCUAUCAAGUGCUUUCUGGAGCUACGAAAAGCAAUCGGCUUAGAAGCGUUCCCUCCCCGGCCCCUUGCCUGCCCUUUUCUCUUUUUCCCAUCAUCUCAUAUUUCGCCUGAUCUCGAGUCUCACCACGGUGGACUCUGAGGCAGCUAACGUAGCAAACAGAUUUCUCCCCAGGCAGCACAGCACGUGAAAUCCUCACGCCUGGGCCCGCACGUCAGGACUGGCGGCAGCAUCAUCAUCAUACGACGACACACGCCUUUCACUCGCCCAUUGUCGUUAAGGAAAAAAAGUCAUGUUCUCCAAGUCCCUUGCCCUGGCCAUUGCGGCGGCCUCGUCGCUCGUCUCAGCCCAGACGUCGACAGCUUGCAACCCUCUCAAGACCACCUGCCCCGCGGACCCUGCGUUUGGCUCCAAGAAAGUCGUCUGGAACUUUGCGAAUGGCGCCUGUUCGUCUCUCAAGGCGCUCGGAAGCACCAGCCAAAUCACCUACGGCAACAACGGCGCCCAGUUCUCCAUCACCCAGCAGGGCCAGGCGCCCACCAUUGCCACGAGCCAGUACCUCUUCUUCGGCCGCGUCGACGUCCAGGUCCAGGCCGCCCCCGGUCGGGGCAUCGUGACGGCGUUUGUGCUGCAGUCGGACGACCUCGAUGAGAUCGACCUGGAAUGGGUCGGCGCCGACAACUCCCAAGUCCAAAGCAACUACUUCAGCAGAGGCGACACGUCCAGCUACGACCGCGGCGCCUUCCACCCCGUCUCCAACCCGACCGGCUCGACGCACACCUACUCCAUCGAGUGGACGUCCAAAUACGUAAAGUGGAUCAUCGACACGCAGACGGUCCGCACCCUCACGUACGAGCAGGCCAUGGCCAAGGGCGGCGCCGCCGGCUUCCCCCAGACCCCCAUGCAGGUCAAGCUCGGCACCUGGAUCGCCGGCCGCCCGGAUGCCUCACCCGGCACCGUCCAGUGGGCCGGCGGCUACGUCGACUGGUCUCAGGCGCCGUUCAAUGCCUACUUCAGGAGCAUCAACAUUACAGAUUAUGCCGGUGCGGACAGUUACGGCAAAGACGCCAAGCAGUACGUCUACGGGGAUCACUCUGGCACCUACCAAAGCAUCAAGGUUCAGUAAACGCAGGAAACGAUAGAAUAGAAAGGGCUUUCUGGACAAAGGGAUGGAUUGGAAUUGGAUUGGGACUGGGGCGGCGGGUAUAUUAUCGGACAUUUCGUAGUUAUACGAUGCAUAGCAAGAAUAGCUUAUGGGGGCCAUCUAAUUUCAGAU
This is a messenger RNA of Purpureocillium takamizusanense, 1535 nucleotides long. Its product is annotated as Licheninase. Gene Ontology annotation, biological process: fungal-type cell wall organization; carbohydrate metabolic process. Lineage: Eukaryota; Fungi; Ascomycota; Sordariomycetes; Hypocreales; Ophiocordycipitaceae. Gene Ontology annotation, cellular component: fungal-type cell wall. The transcript is spliced from 3 exons. The coding region runs from base 552 to 1385 and encodes 277 amino acids. The record is from RefSeq and is a predicted model, not a curated record. Gene Ontology annotation, molecular function: glycosyltransferase activity; hydrolase activity, hydrolyzing O-glycosyl compounds.